Messenger RNA from Drosophila ananassae, 3083 nucleotides. RefSeq names its product homeobox protein B-H2 (gene B-H2). The record is from RefSeq and is a predicted model, not a curated record. The transcript is spliced from 3 exons. Gene Ontology annotation, molecular function: DNA-binding transcription factor activity, RNA polymerase II-specific; RNA polymerase II transcription regulatory region sequence-specific DNA binding. The coding region runs from base 264 to 2138 and encodes 624 amino acids. Gene Ontology annotation, cellular component: nucleus. Gene Ontology annotation, biological process: regulation of transcription by RNA polymerase II. NCBI's taxonomy places the organism in Eukaryota, Metazoa, Arthropoda, Insecta, Diptera, Drosophilidae.
UGGCUGACUGGCCAGUUGCUCGCCAGCUCAGUUCCAGUUUCAGUUUCGGUCGAAAGCCAAAGGCGAGCGGUUGUUUCGCAAGCACUGCUCCGCUCCCCACAUCUCCAAUCGGUAGUGAAUUCCGCUUUUUUACGUGAAUCCGUCAGAUAACUCUUGAUUAGAAAAAAAAAAAACAAUCUACCAGAUACCAAGUGCUACUUACUAUCUGGUCACACGCCACGUGAAUUUUUUUCGAGUGCAUAACGGUAGUGCAGGACCAACACAUGACCACAAUGCCACCGGAAAUGUCCGCAGCAACGGCCAAUCCCGUUGGCGGUACCGCCAGUGCGCCGACGAGCGGUACCAACCAUCCCGCUGCCGUCGGCGGUGGCGCCAGGUUGCGCGACUCACCGCCCGGCGGUGCUCUGCCGGCGGCAAUGCCAGCCGGAGCGGCGGCGGCAGCGGCAGCGGUGGCAGCCACCACCACCACAACCACCACACAGGCCACCCGAUCCCGGUUCAUGAUCACGGAUAUUCUGGCCGGAGCAGCGGCCGCUUCGGCGGCGGCGGCAGCAGCAGCGGCAGCACUGGCGGCGGCCGGGCGUGGCAGUCCCCAGGAUCCCCAGGACAGGGACCAGGCCCUGCACCACCACCACCACCACCAUCAGCAGCAGCAGCAACAGCACCACCAGCAUCAGCAGCAGCAAGCCGCCUUGCAGCAAUAUAUCGUGCAACAGCAGCAACUGCUGCGCUUCGAGAGGGAGCGGGAAAGGGAGCGGGAGCGUGAGAGGGAGCGCGAGAGGGAACGGGAGUCGCACCACCCACACCAUCCCUACCACCCGAUGCUGCACCACUUUCCACCCGCCCACUACGGCCUGCAGCACUCGCUGAGCCACCAUCCGCACCACCUGCAGCAAAUGGAGAGGGACCGCCUGGAGGCGCUCCACCGCCACGGCCUGCCCCUGGAGCAGUCGCACCACCACCACCACCAGCAACAGCAGCAGCAGCAGCAGCUGCAGCAGCAACACCAGCAGCAGCAGCAACAUCAUCUCAACCACCAGCAGCAUCCCAGCCACCACGACGAGCGGUCAAGAUCGCCGCUCAUGUUGCAACAAUUGGGUGGUGCAAAUGGCAACAACAACAAUAACAAUAAUGGUAGUAGCAGUAACAACAACAACAAUAAUGUUUCAAGUGGCAACAACAACAACAACAACAACAAUGGCAGCAUACUGCUAGGUGGGGCAGGAAGCAGCAUCAGUGGCGAUCAGGCCAGUACGAUCGAUGACAGCGACAGCGACGACUGCGGUGGCAAGGACGAUGAUGGCGAGGAUAGUUUGAAGAACGGCAGCUCCGCCAACGGCGACUCCUCCUCCCAUUUGAGCCUCAGCCUGAGCAAGAAGCAGCGAAAGGCCAGGACCGCCUUCACGGACCAUCAGCUGCAGACCUUGGAGAAGUCCUUCGAGCGGCAGAAGUAUCUGAGCGUCCAGGACCGCAUGGAGCUGGCCAAUAAGCUGGAGCUGAGCGACUGCCAGGUGAAGACCUGGUACCAGAACCGCAGGACCAAGUGGAAGCGCCAAACGGCUGUGGGUCUGGAACUCCUCGCCGAGGCCGGGAACUACGCCGCCUUCCAGCGCCUCUAUGGCGGUACCACGCCCUACUUGAGCGCCUGGCCCUAUGCCGCUGCCGCCGCCGCCCAGUCGCCCCACGGCGCCCCGCCCUCCGCCAUCGACAUCUACUACCGCCAGGCGGCCGCCGCCGCCGCCCUCCAGAAGCCCGCCCUGCCCGCCUCCUACCGCAUCCCGUAUCCGUCGAGCAUGCCGCCCGGCAUGGCGCUACCCGGCAUGCCUGCCCCCCCGCCCCCCGGCGCCGCACCCAUGCUGAGCGGCUACUAUGCCGCCGCCGCCGCUGCGGCCGCCUCCGCCUCGGCCUCUGCCUCCGCCGCCGCCCAGCCGCUGAGCCGCUCGCCGGCGACGUCGCAGAGCGCCAACAGCGAGGCCGACUGCGAGCGGGCGCCCCCCAGUCCGCCUCUGAAUCCGGGCAGUCCGCCGCGCCGGGUCCUGGCCGAGGAGGAGGACCAGGAGCGGGAGGAGGAGCGCGAGAGGGAGCGGGAGCGGGAGCGUGAGGAGGAGGAGGACGAGGAACUGGCCCUGGAGGUCUAAGUACAGUCGCCACUCCCUAAGCUGGAUCUCACAAACCAACGGCAGGGGUUCUAUUCAAGCAGGACCAUAGAAAUGGGGCAAAAAAAAAAUAUAUUUAAAAAAUUAAUUAAAAUAAUUGGCGGCAAAAUUAAGAUUAAUUUUUAAAGAAAAAAUAAUAUGUUCAAAAAAAAAAAAGGUUUAACCUUCACGUUGAGUUCUAAAAACUAAAAAACGGAUAUAUAAAAGUUAAAAAAUAUUUAUUUUUUUUUAAUUAAAAAAAAAAAACUAAAACUUAAUUUCCAGUAUUAGCCCUUUCCCCCAUUUCCAUUUGUCUCUACGAAUAGCCCCCCUUAAAUAUUGUGUAUAAAAAAAAAACGUAAAAUAUUAAAUAUAAAAAAAAAUAUAUUAAAACUUAAAAUUAAAAUUAAAUGACAUUUUUUUUUCUACAUUUAAAUCCUAGCUUAGUGAAAAUUUUGUAAAUUUUUGUAAAUGAUUUUUGUAAAUAAGCAGCCGCAGACCAACAACAAAAACAAAAACCAUUUUUUUUUCCAAACAAUCAUAAUUUUUUUUUAAACAUAUUUUUUUUUUUUGAGCCUAGUCUUAAGGCGUCUAUUGUGUGUAGUGUAAUAAUAAAGUAAAAAAAAAAGAAGAAAAAAAUAAAAAGAAAAAAGAGCAAUUCAGAAAAAAAAAAAAAAAUAAGAGAUGGAGCGAACUGGGCUUUGUUUGGGAACUUAAGGACUCGGAUCCUGAUUUUAAUGCGAGCUGACACACGAGCCGAGAAGUCGAAGCGAAGAGGCGAUAUGCUCGAUACUCGAUACUCUCGGGGGUCCUCGAAGAACUGUUGCAUUUUUGCGGAUUUUGGCGAGGAGUGUGUGGCAAGGAGAGUGCCUGAGCCGGCCUGGGCCUGCCUGGGAAGAGUCGACCGACCGACCCACCGACCCACCGACCGACCACUAAACUGCUCAC